GAGGCAGUCUGAGCUGCUGUAUCGAGAGGACACAUCUUAAUGCGACACAGCUACAGCUUUCCUGAAUGACCUCACCGAGAGAGAGAAAGAAAGCGAGAGAAAGGCAGAGAGGGAGAGAACAACACAAAAAUCAACACAGGAAGUCACAGGGAGGAAUAAUAGAAGCCUGUGCUGUCUAAAAACACCCCAUGUGGUCCCUUUUCUUCCAGGACAUCCCUGAGGACAGCAUCAGCACCAUUCUUCCUGCCUACCCCUCGCACGAUCAGUAAUCGACUCGCCUGCGCAUCUUCUUCUCGCCCUGGGAUCCAGCACGGCAUUGCGGCGCAGAAGAAAGAAAGCUGGUAGCUCGACAUUUCUUCUUUCACUCUCUUAUCUGCUUGGUCCUGCCUGCUGAGUAAGGGCCUGACCAGGUGGGGUUCUGACCCAAGGAUGGGUGGUCAGGUAUACCUGCUGUGCUUCGUCACUCUGGCCAUAAGCUUCACCGCAGGUGGGGAGGUGUGCGUGUCAGGGCACGACAGUGGGCCCGUUUUUGAGGAACAACCCUCCAGUCUUGUGUUUCCAGUAGGACUCACAGAGGAGAAGGUGACUUUAGCCUGUCAGGCCAGAGCAAGCCCUGCUGCCACGUACAGGUGGAGAGUGAAUGGGACAGAUGUGCCAGUGGGAGAGGACCCACGUUAUGAGAUGGUGGCAGGGAACCUGGUGAUCAGCAGCCCACAGUACAACCGGGAUGCUGGCUCCUAUCAGUGCCUUGCCAUUAACCGUUGUGGUACCGUCAUCAGCCGGCCUGCAAACCUAAAGUUUGGCUAUCUCCAUGACUUUCCUCCUGAUGACAGAAGCCCCCAAACAGUAUAUGAGGGAGCUGGAGCCACUCUUAUCUGCCAGCCCCCAGCCCACUACCCAGCUCUCUCAUAUCGCUGGUUCCUCAACGAGUUCCCGAGCUUUGUCCAGCCCAGUGGGGGUCGCUGGUUUGUCUCCCAGGUCACAGGUAACCUGUACCUGGCUAAGGCAGAGGUCAACGAUUCAGGCAACUACUUCUGCUUCACCACCAACAACAUGGAUAUUAGCACCAAGAGUGUCUUCAGCAGAGCCAACCCACUCACGGUGCUACCUGAUGCCAGCCCCAGGAAAUCUGCUCCCAACAUCAAAGUUCGCUUCCCAUCCGAAACGUAUGCUCUGACUGGACACACCACCCAUCUUGAGUGUUUUGCAUAUGGCAACCCAGUGCCAAAAAUACACUGGAGGAAAGUGGAUGGCAGCCUACCCUCCAAGGCUGCUGCCAGCACUAACUCGCCUACACUGACCCUUUCGGACCUGAGCUUUGAGGAUGAAGGUGUCUAUGAAUGUGAGGCCCUGAACUCAGAAGGGCGUGACACUUAUCAGGGUCGCAUCACUGUGCAAGCUCAGCCAGAGUGGCUGCAGGUGAUGAGUGACUCUGAGGUGGAAAUCAGCUCAGAGUUGCGUUGGAGCUGCGCAGCUGCAGGAAAGCCUCGCCCAUCCAUGCGGUGGCUGCGCAACGGCCAGCAAAUCAUCAGUCAGGACCGAGUUCAGGUCAACAGUGGGAAGCUGAAGAUCAGCCACUUGGCCCUAGAGGAUUCUGGCAUGUACCAGUGUGUGGCAGAGAACAAGCAUGGCACUAUCUACUCCAAUGCUGAGUUGAGGGUUCAAGUCCAGGCCCCGGAUUUCCGCCUCAACCCAGUACGGAGGCUGGUCCCAGCUGCAAGAGGUGGCCAGGUGAUUAUGGAGUGCAAGCCGCGUGCUGCCCCCAAACCCACCCUUUUCUGGAGCCGCGGCACCGAGCUGCUGACCAACAACAGCAGGGUGACAGUGACACCGGAUGGGAACCUCCAAAUCACCAACAUCAGCCGGGCAGAUGAGGGAAAGUACACCUGCUUUGCAGAGAACUACCUGGGCAAGGCCAACAGCACAGGACACCUCUCAGUGCGAGAUGCCACCAAGAUCACCCUAGCACCCUCCAAUGCAGACAUCAACCAGGGGGAGAAUGUUACCCUACAGUGUCAUGCAUCACAUGACCCCACCAUGGACCUCACCUUCACCUGGUCCCUAAACGGAGUCCUGCUGGAUUUAGAGGAACCUAGUGGACAUUACCAUCGCGUGGAGAGUAAGGAAACGGUUGGUGACUUGGUCAUUGUGAAUGGACAGCUGGGUCAUGCAGGGACAUACAUGUGCACUGCUCAGACAGUGGUGGACUCCGCUUCUGCCACAGCCAAACUGGUAGUCCGUGGUCCUCCUGGGCCACCAGGGGGAGUAAUUGUAACAGACAUUAAUGAGACAGCGCUGGAACUGCGAUGGAGCCGAGGCUAUGACAAUCACAGUCCUAUUGGAAAGUACAUCAUCAUGGGCAGGUCACCACUGUCUCCAGAGUGGCGAAGGAUGCAAACAGACCCACCCACCAUUGAAGGAAACGCCGAGUCAGCUUGUGUGACUGGCCUGCUACCAUGGAUGGACUAUGAAUUCCACGUUAUUGCCAGCAACAUCCUGGGGAGUGGCGAGCCCAGCAUGCCCUCCCAGAUGGUCCGAACCCGGGAAGCAGCUCCCACUGUGGCCCCUAGUGGACUUGGAGGAGGUGGUGGGGACCACCAUGAGCUUAUUAUCACCUGGACACCCAUGGCACGGGAGUAUCAAAACGGAGACGAGUUUGGCUACAUUUUGGCCUUCCGAAAGCGCAAUACCCCCUCCUGGAUGGUGGUAAAAGUACCCCAUGCGGAGUCUUCACGCUACGUCUACAGCAACCAGAGCCUGUCUCCAUACUGUCCCUUUGAGGUCAAAAUAAAGGCCUACAACCGAAAGGGGGAGGGACCCUUCAGCCAAAUGGCUUUGGUUCAUUCUGCUGAGGAAGAGCCCACGGUUUCCCCUCGAAAGAUCAACACAACAGCCUUGACUGCAUUCGAGAUGCUCGUGUGCUGGGAAUCCGUGCAGGACCUAACUACAAACAUUGUGCGUGGCUAUGAGAUUCGCUACUGGCGCCAGCACGAAAAGGAGGCAGCAGCUGACCGCGUCAGGACUGCAGGGCUGGAGACAUCAGCUCGAGUUUCGGGUUUGCGGCCCAGCACCUUUUACUAUGUAACUGUCCUCGCAUAUAACAGUGCUGGCACAGGACCACCGUCUCCUCGUGCCACUGUUAUCACCAAGAAGCCCCCCCCUAACCGCCCGCCUGGCAAUGUCUCUUGGAAGACUGAUGGAUCAUGGGUAACUGUCAUGUGGGAUCAUGUUAAAGCUAUGAAGAAUGAAUCUGCUGUUCUUGGUUAUAAGGUUCUUUACAAGCACGAGGGCCAGUCUGCCUUGAAGGUCUUGGAGAAAGGCAAAACCUCCAUCAGCCUCCCUCUGCCCAAAGACAACAGUUAUGUGGUGCUGGAGAUUCGCUCCUGGGGGGAGGGUGGUGAUGGUGCUGCACAUGAGACCAUCGUAUCCCGGGAUUCAGGAACUGGAAUGAUGGUUCAGAACACUGCCAGGAUACUCAGUCCUUGUAGUUAUGCCUUGGUCCUCACAGUAUUACUACAGUCUUUUCUCAGUUCACUGGAACUCUGAAUAUUCAGAGUUUGCCCCUUGUUUGUAAGAUAACACUUAUCUCACCUUAGUGACUUUGUAUGUGUGUGGGUGGGGAGGGUUAUGAAUGUGUUAUGAAGGGUUGGUGAAUGAGUGGGUGAGUGGGUAUGGUGUAAAAGACAACAGCUGAUGUAAUUUUAUUCUUUUUUUAAAGAAAAUAACAUUUUUAAGACUAUGUGACAAUGUGUGCUGACAGUGUACAGACUAGGCAAACAGUGAAUGGACAGUCUGAUUGUGAAUUGAAAUAAUCUUCCUAAAAACAUGCCUUAUGGUAAGAUAAAUUUGAAAAAUACAUUUUUCAGAAAUGUACCACCAUAAAAGCAGUGUUUCCCUGUUAUUUAAUCACUUUGAAUGUCAUAUACAUAAAUACAGUGAUAAACGUGACAUUUCUUAUUACCCAAAACCAAAAUUAAAAUUGUUUAGAUAUAACAUUAAUACAGGUAGUGGACAAUAAAAGUGAGAACUUUGUUGUUGUCUUGUAUAUCAGAUUAACUAAAGCACAGAAUUGCAGAAAUGUCAAGCUUUUUAAUUGGAAUGAUAGUAAUACAGUACACAAAUUUAUCCAAAUUGUUUGAAUAAAAACAGUGGAGAAGCCAAUGAAUAAUUUAACAUUGGAAAGAGCCUUGAAAUAUCCUUCAAGUCAUUCUGACAUAGGCAGAAAUUCUAGCUGCAGUCUUUUAAAUGCAUUGUGAGACUCAGGCCCUGUGACUGCAGUGGUUAUGUACUCCUAAAUGCUGCAGAAUGAAACCAUGAACCCUCAGCAAGAGGAAGCACUGCACCAUAGGAUGCAAAGUGAUGCAUAGGUUUUCAGCCUUCCGUACAAGCUUUGCCCUUUCCAGUUAUGUACAUAAAUAUAUUAUACCUCCUCCUGGAACAGCUGCGGAUGCUUGAGGUGGUUUUAGUCACAUGUGCUGCACCGGUCUCUGCACAAUUUACUGGGUGUGGUCAGAACAGCCGGUACAUAAUACAACUGUAUUAUGUGAAGAUUCAAACUGUACAUUAAACUCUGCACAUGUUUUUCUUUUUUCCUAAAAGCAUUGCUUUCUUCAGUGUUACAUUUAUUCACUUAG
Scleropages formosus (Asian bonytongue) is the source of this 4634-nucleotide messenger RNA. It is a transcript of the gene cntn2, whose product is annotated as contactin 2. Gene Ontology annotation, cellular component: plasma membrane; axon. Lineage: Eukaryota; Metazoa; Chordata; Actinopteri; Osteoglossiformes; Osteoglossidae. Gene Ontology annotation, molecular function: cell-cell adhesion mediator activity. The transcript is spliced from 23 exons. Gene Ontology annotation, biological process: brain development; cell-cell adhesion; axon guidance. The record is from RefSeq and is a predicted model, not a curated record. Bases 430 to 3546 code for a protein of 1038 amino acids.